GCAAUGGCUCACAGCUUCACUCAGGAGUAUUUUCAGAUCCCCGUGGUGACCCGAGCGUACACAACCGCCUGCGUCCUCACCACCGCUGCUGUGCAACUUGAGGUCAUCACCCCCUUUCAGCUCUACUUUAAUCCAGACCUCAUCAUCAGAAGAUACCAGGUAUGGCGCCUGAUAACCAGCUUCCUCUUCUUUGGUUCUCUUGGAUUCAGUUUUGUGUUCAACAUCAUCUUUCUGUAUCGAUACUGUCGGAUGCUGGAGGAAGGCUGUUUCCGGGGAAGGACGGCAGAUUUUGUUUUUAUGUUCCUGUUUGGUGGAAUCGUGAUGACUCUGUUCGGUCUGGUCGCCAACGUCUUCUUCCUGGGUCAGGCCUUCAUCAUCAUGCUGGUGUACGUGUGGAGUAGAAGACAUCCGCUCAUACGCAUGAACUUCUUUGGCCUCCUAAGCUUCCAGGCCCCGUUUCUCCCCUGGGUGCUCAUGGGAUUUUCGCUGCUGCUCGGAAACUCCAUUGUGGUCGACCUCCUGGGUAUCAGCGUCGGGCACAUGUACUACUUCCUGGAAGACGUGUUUCCAAACCAGCCGGGAGGACGGAAGCUGCUGAUGACACCAGAACUUCUGAGGGCCAUGUUUGACCGGCCGGACGACGCAGACUACCGUCCCCUCCAUGCAGAGCAGCAGGGUGGAGAUCUGCAGCAGGAUGAAUAACAGCACCAACGCCUCCAACGUUAGGAGAAACCAGCUGACAGAAACACAAGACAGGACAGUCAGAGGAUGUGGAUUUGUGGAGCCCAAAGUCCUCACAGAAGACAAUUGAGAUGUAUAAGAACUUUUUUUUAUAGCAUGUUUUUUAAGCGUGUUAACUUUAACUCUGCAGCGUUCAUUUGCAUUAAUGACAACACAUUAGAACAGAAAUGGCCAAAAAAGCAAGUCUGAAUCAUUUACUGAGAAGGCUGUGCUCCAGUUUGUUUAGGACAAAAACCACAAUUUGAAGAAGCAAUGGCAAAUGAGCCCAAAAUGCAAAGGAUUAUGGGUACAAGGAAGACAGACGGUUUCUUUUUCUUGGAAAGUGGAGCAGAUUUAAAGGUGCCUGUGGAGUGUUCGACCAUUUCCUAACAGAGCAGCCUUUUCACAAAUGUUGUUCAUCAGUAAGCUCUGCAGAUGGUUUAGGAUGAAGGAAGUGCACUCAGCACAUUUGUUCACCUCCAGGAUGCACCGACUGUAAACACAAACAAGGUCUGUUUACAAGAGGACUCCACAGAGCACCUUUAAGAUCCACCUACUAGCCUUUUUUGAGCUUUCAAUCGUAUCUCAUGGUCUUUAUCAGGGUCACCACAGAAUAACAGGCGAUCAAAUACAAAAGGAAAUGAUAGCCUCUGUUUACAAGGACUGUGAGAUGCUUUGGAAUGCAUUAAAAGCUAGUAUGCAGACCUUUAAAUUGAGAUUAUUCUGUUGCAUGUACUGUUUAAGGUCUGAAAUCAGAAAUCAACAUCCUCCAACUGUGUAAAAGAAGUAAAAGGACCAUUGCCUUUUAUACUCUGAAACUGGAAAAAUCUUGGAUUCUGACCACAGCUUGGCUUUCCUAGUGUUAACAUGUCCAAAUAUGUAAACUUGGUGUUUGUAUGUUACUUAGGAAGAGCUGAAAGGAGCAGGACUGACCUGUAACUCCCUUCCCUGCUGUUGUUCACAGAUUUGCCGACGGCCUGAAAUCCCAUCAGGCCCGUCUGCACACUCUGCACUUUCACCCGCUGCCUUUGUGGGUCAAACACUGGGGACAAAAUGGAAACUGCUUAGCACAACAACACGCAAACAAGUCUCUGUGGGACCCCAACAACAAAACACAGCCUUCGUCAUCCCUUAUAAAGCAGCGCUGCUCAUAAACAUUAGUCACAACUGGGGUUAGACUGAUGUGGGUCAACAUCAAGGAAUUAAUUCUGCGUUUUCAGACAUUCAACCCGAGUCUUUUUCAUUUCUCUUGUCAGGGUGGAAAAGGAGCAUGUACAGUAGGAUUAUUAUGGGACAGGCUUUGAGGGUGCACUUGGGCACAACAGUGUUUUUUUAAUCUAUAUGGUAACACUGGCAUGCUAACAUGCUAAUGCUAAGCAGGUAUAAUGUUUACAAUUGUUGUACUUCAAUGGUGAACCUGGUAGCACAGCCUGUUGGCAUAAUAACAUUUGCUAAUUAACUCAAUUCAAAGUGCAGCAGAGGCUGAUGGGAAUGUUGUUAGUUUUGCACCAAAGCAUUGCAAAAAAUUAAGUUUUGAUCUGAUGAUGGCGCAAGACGAAAAGUCAGAGGACCACAGGAGCUAAUAAAAUUUAUCCUGAAGGGAACGCAAACGUCUGUGCCAAAUUUCAUUGCAAUGCAUCUAAUAGCUGUUGAGACAUUUAACCACAAACGUCAACCACAUUAGAGGAAAAAGUCAGGGGACCUCCAAAGUCAGAUGCCUCCAUCCUCUGGGGACCAUGAAUGUCUGGGCAAAACUUCAGAGUAAUCCAUUUAAGAAUUGUAGAGAUAUUUUAAUCUGUACAAAAGUUGUGGACCACCACACCACACAGAUCGCUAAAAAGACAACAAGCAUACUGUACACUCAUUUUUCAAACAUUAAAAAAAAUAACAAAGCAUUGCUUCAUUUUCCACACAACCACCUUUGGCUGAGUGUAAAUGCACAAACACCAGGCCACAGACAAGAUUUAUUUUUGUUGUUUCGUCCAGUCGGCUGCAGCUGAGGAAAUUUGCCACUUUAAACUCUCACUUGCUACAGCUUGUUUUGACACAGUUAAUUGUGCAAGCCGUAAUUAUAACUGAGAUCCCGGGAUUUCAAAAUUGCACUCUUUCAAAUAACAAGUUUGACAUUUAAAUGAUUAACUGGUUAGCCCUAAAACUGAACAUUAGUACAAAUAAGUGUGUAAAAAGAGUCACAAACCUGGUCAAAACAACAUCACCAGUCAUUCACCUGUCUAUACUGAAAUACUUCGUUCAAUAACUCUUUAAAUGAUGCACAAUAUAACCAGAUGGGGAAAUCAAGCUUUCACUUUUUUUUUUUUAUUUUGUAAGAAUUAUUAAAAUGUACAAAAAGACAACAAAUACAACAUAACAA
Molecule: messenger RNA, 3091 nt
Organism: Chelmon rostratus (copperband butterflyfish)
Lineage: Eukaryota; Metazoa; Chordata; Actinopteri; Chaetodontiformes; Chaetodontidae
Gene: derl3
Product: derlin 3
Exons: 7
Coding region: 4-702 (232 amino acids)
Biological process (GO): endoplasmic reticulum unfolded protein response
Cellular component (GO): endoplasmic reticulum membrane; Hrd1p ubiquitin ligase ERAD-L complex
Molecular function (GO): ubiquitin-specific protease binding; misfolded protein binding
Source: RefSeq, a predicted model, not a curated record